Molecule: messenger RNA, 570 nt
Organism: Penicillium samsonianum
Lineage: Eukaryota; Fungi; Ascomycota; Eurotiomycetes; Eurotiales; Aspergillaceae
Exons: 1
Coding region: 1-570 (189 amino acids)
Source: RefSeq, a predicted model, not a curated record
AUGACCACACGCGCAGACCUCCUAAAACCAAUCCACGCCCUCUUCACAGCCCUAACAAACCCAACCCCAACCAACCCCAACGACCUCCUCUCAGCCUUCACAACCUUCCCAGAACCACUAGUCCACGAACACGGUCUCCCGCAACUAGCCCCAUUCCUCGGCCGGCCAUUCACCGGCCAAGAUGGAAUAGCAGCUUACUUCGAGCUCAUCUCCUCCCUGCUCUCUAUCAAAAGCAUGGUUUUUGAACCCGAGGAGACCUGGGUGGUUGAUGCGAGCUGCAUGGCUGUUUCGCUGCGCGGGAAGGCGACGUUCGUAUGGAAGGAGACGCGGCAGGCGUGGGAUGAGACGUUCGUUUAUCGUCUUAAGCUUGCCGUUGAUGGUGGUGGGUCUGGGUCUGGGUCUGGGUCUGCGGAGACGGGGAGGUUGGCGGUUUGUGAGUAUCAGGUUUGGGCGGAUACGGGCGCUGCGUAUCUUGCUAGGCUUGGGAGGUUGGGGGAUUUGAUAGGAUCUGGGGGUGAUCGUGGAGAGGGGAUUUAUGUGGAUUUUGAUGCGAAGGAUGGGACGGGGUAG